AUGUUAUUUCUAAUUUACAUUCAAAGUCAAAUGUCAGGAUUAUUUUCUUAACUAGUGUACAUUAACUUUUUUUAGAGGUUCACCUAGUCAAAAAUAAGGUUCAAAGCUAGCUUGGGUGCACAAAAGUACACAUGCACCCAGUAAAUUGAGCCCUGCUGUGUUAAAUGACAGAAGUCACGAGUCCAACUUGUUCCAAUAAAGCACAUGCUCAUGGUAGGACUGGGGAAAUGUGGUCAAAGUCUAUAUACAUACAUGCAAUCUAAAAGGGUUGGACAAGUGUCAGAAGCAGUCAUAUUCUCAUGGAUAUACUGAGCUAUUGCAACUUUACAUGUAUGCUGUUAAUCUCAUUCAGUGACUUUGAUUAUUUCAUCUUAUUUAUACAUGAACUUGUAUUAAACCAGGAAUUUGGAUCAGUGUUUGUUGGGAUUGUAUUUGUUAAUGAUGUUUACUGUAAUUGUGCUGGAACAUAGGUUCUGAAGUACUGGAUUAUAGGGGUGUUGGAACAUGGUAGGGGAGUCAUCGUGUUGCCACAUGCUUGCACAUUUGGUUAGAUACAAGAUCAAUCAAUUCAAAUACAGUCUAGAAACCUAAUGAAAAUUCCUGUCAGGAAAAAAAAAUUGAUGAAAAAAAAAUCAUAUUCAUGCUGUUGUUUUUCAUUCAUUUAGGCACAUUAAAGAGGUUGUAACUGAGUCCUCCCGAGGUUGUAACUGAGUCCUCCUUUGUGAUGAAACCAUGGGUACCAAGGCGCCUUCAAGAGGUGAUCAUGAUGACAAGGACGGUAUUUCGGAAAAGACCCUCCUAUUCGGUGUGGUUACAGCUGUGGCGAUAUUUCUCUUACUAGUAGUUCUUCUAUUACUCUGUUUGAAGUACAAAUGGUGGCAGUCUCUGAGCAAGAAGUUCUCCACUUCCUCAAUCUGCAGCCGUGUGGAGGAACCAACUACCGACCUAUCUGUGUGGCCCGUGUACAGAAAUGGUCAGACAUUGUCUCUCGGAUAUCCUGCGUUGAACAUCGGGCGCUCCCAACACUUUUCCUACACCAAUGAAGCAGCUCACUUCCAGACGUACACCUAUGAAGGUAGAGUAUCUGGUGAUUUCUGUAGUGGAGUGCAGGGGGAGAACUCUUUACCGUCCACUGUCAUCCCUCCUCCUGUUUCCUCGGUUGACUUCUGUGACAGGAGAGGAAUCCCGGAUGACUUCUUGUACGACUUGAGAAAACAGGAAGACACCAGUAAAAUCAAGACUGUUCAUGGUAAGCUGGUUGUUUGUGUGUCUAGAUGGGUGGAUCACCGCGGGGCCGUGCUCAUGUUAGACUGCAUGGGCAUCUCACUCACCAUCCCCCCCGGGGCCCUGGAGUCAUCGCGCAGGGAACUCAUCUCACUCACGCUGGUCUGGGAUUUGAACGACGGACCAAAGUUGACGGAAAAACAAGGUCUGGUCAGUCCUGUAGUUCACUGUGGGCCCCAUGGACUCACUCUAAAACGUCCAUGCACGCUCACAUACAAACACUGUGCGUUUGAGCCCACUUUGGUGUCCACAUGGACCAGUGAAACACAUCUGUUCGGUGAUAAGAAAUGGAGAAUGCUAUGCAAGAAACGAGACGCAGACCGUCAGUGUUCCUUUCUUGGGGACGAGUGCAUUGUCAGGUUGAACCACUUUUCUCUGUACACCAGUAUCAUGACGGCAGAAGAUGGUGGCGUUGUCAGGAAAUGGCUACAGAUGGUACCUUUCGCGUACGCUCUUCGAGACGGGCGCUUCUACGAGGUGAGGGUGUACCUCCUGAACAACACCCCUUGUGCGCUGCAGUUUGCUCGGUACAAGGAAGGAGAACUAGGCGGCAGACAGUGUAACGCUGAGAAGCUCCUGCUGUUUGAAGGGGAUGGCAGCAAUCUCAAACUUGAACUCACCACGCUGUGUGAGGGGUGGACAAACACUGAUGCCCCCAAAGAGGACGUACAGUUUGUCCAGCUGUGGCACAACCUCUGUCCGUAUGCAUCCUUUUGUUUCCAACGCGAUAACCCUACAGUAUCUGAUAUUAGUCUUACCAUUGUCGCUUACCAGCGCAACCGAAUGGAAGAUUCUGCAAAACUGCGAAUCCUGGCUGCCACUGAGGCAGGCCAAUGCACAUGGCCUUCUGAUGCCCAAAACUCUUCCAGACCUGGCUCCAGCCGCUCAACGAUGCCCUCUUCUGAGAAGGAUCCGAACAGCAGCCAGAUAGGUACUCCACUCCUGGGGCUUCCCGGCCCGAGGGUGCCACGGAUUCCCCACCCCCUGAGGAUGAAGUUGCAGAUGCUGUUAGACGCACGUUCCACCCUUGGAAAUGAUUGGAGGGCUUUCGCUGGCAAACUCAACCUUGACCACUGCAUACGCUGGUUGGAGACUCAGCCCAGCCCUAUGGCCAUUCUGCUGGACAGGUUUGAGGAGGAGGGCCGUACGGUGCAGGACCUGGGCUGCCUCCUGUAUCAGAUGGAGAGGCUGGAUGCUGCAGCUACAGUCACGGACCACCUCAAGGAGACGGAACCACGCAGGGGGUCUGAUCAAACCACCGACAGUAGCAGUGAUGUUACCAUGGCAACAGCAGCAACUGGUACAGAUGAUACUACUGCCUCAGAGGGAAGGGUCGUUGGCAUGACAACAGAAGAUGCCCUGGCAGAUGACCAGGCUAUCAGUGAGGAUGAGCAAUCUACAGACCUUUGACAGUAGUACCAUACUUAAGGGUUAAUGAGCCGCCCCGAGGUGUAUAUGGUGUCAUAACGCCUGGUCCUUUGCUAUA
This is a messenger RNA of Branchiostoma floridae (Florida lancelet), 2770 nucleotides long. RefSeq names its product UNC5C-like protein. The transcript is spliced from 2 exons. Gene Ontology annotation, molecular function: netrin receptor activity; protein binding. NCBI's taxonomy places the organism in Eukaryota, Metazoa, Chordata, Leptocardii, Amphioxiformes, Branchiostomatidae. The record is from RefSeq and is a predicted model, not a curated record. Gene Ontology annotation, cellular component: membrane. Bases 733 to 2694 code for a protein of 653 amino acids. Gene Ontology annotation, biological process: netrin-activated signaling pathway.